UGACAUUUGAUGAGCUUGGCGCUUCUAAUAGACAAAUUAAUAUAGUGAUUAAUAAUUAAAAAAGCUAGUGAAAAUAUGACUUUGAGUAUUGGAAAUGCAUCAGGAAUACCUGAUAAAAUUUGGCAACCUCCAAUUGUUAGUUUAGAAACAACUAUGGGAGAAGUAACAAUUGAAUUAUAUUGGAAACAUGCACCAAAUACCUGUAGAAACUUUGCUGAACUCGUUCGUCGAGGUUAUUACAACGAUGUUAAGUUCCACAGAAUUAUUAAAGACUUUAUGAUCCAAGGUGGAGACCCCACUGCUACAGGCCGAGGAGGUUCAUCAAUUUAUGGCCCAACUUUUCCAGAUGAAAUUCAUCCAGAACUUAAACACACCGGUGCAGGAAUUAUUUCUAUGGCAAAUUCUGGUCCUGAUACUAAUGGCUCACAAUUUUUUAUCACAUUGGCUCCAACACAGUGGUUGGAUGGCAAACAUACUAUAUUUGGAAGAGUGUACUCAGGAAUGAAUGUUGUUAAAAGGAUAGGACUUGUGGAAUGUGAUAAAAAUGAUAGACCUUGUGAUGAUGUAAAAAUACUGAAAGCGAGAAUAAUAAAAAAUUGA
Messenger RNA from Ctenocephalides felis (cat flea), 600 nucleotides. RefSeq names its product peptidyl-prolyl cis-trans isomerase-like 1. Bases 76 to 600 code for a protein of 174 amino acids. The record is from RefSeq and is a predicted model, not a curated record. Gene Ontology annotation, molecular function: peptidyl-prolyl cis-trans isomerase activity. Gene Ontology annotation, biological process: protein folding; protein peptidyl-prolyl isomerization. Gene Ontology annotation, cellular component: catalytic step 2 spliceosome. The transcript has 2 exons. NCBI's taxonomy places the organism in Eukaryota, Metazoa, Arthropoda, Insecta, Siphonaptera, Pulicidae.